Molecule: messenger RNA, 2552 nt
Organism: Prorocentrum cordatum
Lineage: Eukaryota; Dinophyceae; Prorocentrales; Prorocentraceae
Source: the annotation of a GenBank genome assembly
GAUCCUCUUAUUGCGCGCCGCGUAAAUUCUCAAAACGUUCGCUCCGUAAUCCGUAGCCAGUUUUGCUCAAGGAACUUUUUAUACAUUUGUGAGACAGCUCCACCCCCUCUGCCUGUCGGCCCUUGAACACAUCGCCGGCUCCGGGCCGCGCCAGAGGGCGCGCGUCAGGAAUUCGCUGGUCAAGGAUGGUUCAGCCAGAGGAUGCCAAGGCAAAGACGGGCCCCAUCGAUGUGUCCUCCAUCCCAGUGGUGGCGAAGAACGAUGACGGCUUGCUCGCGCAGCCUGAAAAGCCGAAGUUCAAGACGGCUUUGGUUGAGAUUUAUGUGCCAUCGCAGGAAGGAGGCGGCAGCGACAAGAUCAGCAACGGCCAUCGUUACGAUUCCAUUCCGAUUGCGAAUGGCUUCAUUAAUGCAGGCAUGAGUUGCCAGCUGGUGAACUAUUGCAUCGAGAAGCACGACGAGUUCUUUGCGAUUCUCGAGAAGUUCGAUGCCAUUGUGGUGCGUUGCAACCCAGGGCAGGUCAAUGCGGCUGGCGGCAGCCAGAGGAAAUUCGAUGACGCGAUGAUGAAGUUGGCUGAGACUCGGCCGGUGUGGCCCACGCCAGAUGUAAUGGCGAAAAUGGGCGCGAAGAAGGCGCUGUGCAUGAUCAAGGACAUGGACAUCGGCUUGAAGGACACCCUGGGAUAUUACCAUCCAUCGGAGAUCGCGGCAGGCUUCAGGAAGACGAUCGCGUUCCAGCCCCGCGUGGUGAAGCAGAACCGCGGCUCUGCUGGCGAGGGCAUUUGGAUCAUAAAGCUGAAGUCUGGCGUCUAUUGCAAGAGCUUCGGCGAGAGAGAGGCCGCCGACGACGAGAUGUUGAUCCUGACGGAGGCGUGUGAUAAUCAUGUUGAGGAGCACACCGUAGGAGAGUUCAUCGAGUUUUGCGUGAACGGCCGCACAGAGAAGUCUGGCGAGUGGAAGUCCAUUGGAACUGGCAAGUACUUUGAGGGUGGCGAGGAGGCUGGAGGUCAGAUGGUCGACCAGCGCUUCUUGCCCAGGAUCGAGGAGGGCGAGACUCGUUUCAUGAUGGUUGGCAGCGAGCUGUACCGCAUCGAGCACUACGUGUACAUGGGUGGAGUCGGCGGUGAGACCAAGACGACCAUCUACCAGCCGGACGACCCCAUGUGGGCUGCACUCAAGGCGAAGCUGGAGUCUGAGGUCGAGCAGAUCAUGGCUGCCCUGGGCUUGCCCAUGACCGCUCUGCCCUUGUUGUGGUCAGCGGACUUCAUCCCGAUCGACGACCAUGUGGCCUCUCAUGUGGUGGGCGAGUUCAACUGUUCUUGCCUCGGGAUCUCUGCCUUCCUCGCGGCUCGAGGCAAGGACAUGGAUGCAGUCACGAAGGAGGACGCGGAAGUUGGGCAGGCGAUGUGCAAUCUCAUCGGGCAGAAGGCGUUGUCGGCCUGCGAGAGCUUCAAAAGUGAGAUCGCGGCAUUUGGAGGAGCCAUAUAUCCUCAUUGUGCUUUUGUUGGUGCAUGACAUGUGUUUCUUCUCGGUUGCUCUGACUGUUUGUGGCUGAAGCACCCGCAGAGUUUCGCAGCGUUCGUUUCUUGUCGGGUCUUGCCGACCAAAGCUUGUGAGCGUGUUGCUUCCGCACUGCCUCCGUGGAAUAGCCCCGGGAUUGUCGGUGCUGGUUUUUUCAGCAGUUGUUUUGCCAGCGCCGUGGUCAUUGGUUCAGCGUUAGCUUGUACAGGAACAGUCCAAUACUUUUGAAGAUCGUGUCCCUUUUCGCUUCUGGGCAGCGACGCUGGGGAAGGCCCCUGGUCCAGGACCUGCUCCCUUCGGGGACCCCGCGCCCUCGUGGUAAAUCACGCGCCGCCCUGCCGGCCCCCAAUCAGAGCGGGGGGCGCGACGCUGUCCUCGCGGGACUUCUUCGGGGCGCAACGGAGAGGAGAGCUCCGUCGAGGUUGUCGCCCGACCCCCAGCGGCCACGGGCAAUGCGCCAGCAUUGGCCCGGCCACCCGCACUUUUUUAUUGCGCGCCUUGGUGUCUGAAGGUUGCUUCGGACACCACCCCCGCUACGUCGGGUGAACCCACGGCUCGUUUGGUGCUGGGGGCCAACCCGUUGUGUUAGCCGCGCGUUGAGGUCCCAACGGCGAACCUCAGUGCACGCGCUGACCGCGCGCGGAAGUGCCCCGCGGUCAACCGCGCAUGUUUUGUCGGACGGGCAUUGUUUGCGAGGGUUGUCUGGCAAAAAAAUCGCCCGUCUUGCUGCUGUAUUCAAGUGCUGCUUCUACUUUAAAAGAUACGCGUAGUUUGACGCGGUUCGGCGCUCGGCCUUCCUUCUUGGAACGAAGGCCAAAGUGCAAUGGCAACCACGGGGGGCGCCGCGCUGGCGCCCGACGCCGCCCUGUUCGUCGGCCUCGCGCCCGCGAGGUACUAUUGCGCCUGAGUAGUGGAAAAAGAAUCUUCCACAUCCUCUGACGGUGCGCUCUCUCAUAUUUUGUUUUAUCUCGUAUCUACCGGCCUAGUCCCCAGCGAGGGGCGACCUAUGAAAUGCCAGGGCACGUUCACGAC